Vicia villosa (hairy vetch) is the source of this 960-nucleotide messenger RNA. RefSeq names its product actin-related protein 2/3 complex subunit 4. Gene Ontology annotation, biological process: Arp2/3 complex-mediated actin nucleation; actin filament polymerization. NCBI's taxonomy places the organism in Eukaryota, Viridiplantae, Streptophyta, Magnoliopsida, Fabales, Fabaceae. The transcript is spliced from 8 exons. The record is from RefSeq and is a predicted model, not a curated record. The coding region runs from base 176 to 688 and encodes 170 amino acids. Gene Ontology annotation, molecular function: actin filament binding. Gene Ontology annotation, cellular component: Arp2/3 protein complex; actin cytoskeleton.
AUUUCUUCCUCCUGGUAUUAUAAAGGCGGAAAAACACAGAAGUGGGGUAGUAGGUGAGAUUCAUUCGGAUCCCCUCCCUCCCUUAAACCGCACUUCAACUUCUCCAACUACUUUCCGAUCACUCAUUUCCAAACAAUUUUCCACUUUUAUCAGAUUCAAACCCAUACCCAUACUCAUGGCUGCUACCACAUUACGCUUAUACUUAACCUGCAUUCGCAACACACUCCAUGCCGCAAUGUGCCUUCAGAAUUUUCCUUGUCAAGAAGUUGAAAGACAUAACAAACCAGAGGUUGAACUCAAGACUAGCCCUGAGCUCCUUCUCAAUCCCGUUUUGAUAUGCCGAAAUGAGGCUGAAAAAUGCUUAAUAGAAACGUCUAUCAAUUCACUAAGGAUAAGUCUUAAGGUGAAGCAGUCUGAUGAACUUGAAAACAUAUUGACGAAGAAGUUUCUUAGAUUUUUGUCAAUGAGAGCGGAGGCUUUCCAAGUACUGAGGAGAAAGCCUGUGCAGGGAUAUGAUAUUAGCUUCCUUAUUACAAAUUACCAUUGUGAGGAGAUGCACAAGCAAAAACUCAUAGAUUUUAUAGUGCAAUUUAUGGAGGAUAUCGAUAAAGAGAUAAGCGAGCUCAAAUUAUCAGUGAACACGCGGGGGAGGCUCGUGGCUACAGAGUUUCUGAAACAGUUUAUCUGAUGCUUUGGACUAGAUAGAAUUAGAAGUACCAAGUCCGUGUAUAUUGUACUAUUUCAAAUCUAGUCCCACCAUCUUUCUGAUUUUCAAUGCUCGUGUCUGUAUGACAUUUAGAGUAGUAGUGCAGAAUAGUUUCUGUAGAGGGAAUUAUAAAUAGAAUCAAAUUGGAAUAUAUGUCUUUAUUACAAAUAGAUAUCACACCUAAUGUCUUUUGCACUUGUACUAGUCUCGGAUUUGAAUUCCAUGUGUAAUAAAUCUAGUCUUACGGUCAGAAA